AUGGCAUAUUCAGCUGGCAUUACUCCAUACUAUAUAGCUAUUGGUGAUUUUAAUAACGACACCCUAUUGGACAUCGUCGUUACUAAUGUUGAUAACAACACUGUAAGUGUGCUUCUGGGAUAUGGCAAUGGCUCAUUUGCAAAUCGAGUAGCAUAUUCAACUGGCACUUAUCCAAACCGUGUAGUUGUGGCUGAUUUUAACAAUGACACCUGUUUAGAUAUCGUCGUCACUAAUAAUUAUGACAGCACGAUAAGUGUACUUCUCGGAUAUGGUAAUGGCGUUUUUGCAAUGCAAAAGACAUAUUUAACUGGCGACAGGCCAACUGGUUUAGCUGUUGGCGAUUUCAAUAACGACGCCCGACUAGAUAUUGUUGUAAGUAAUGGUGGACAUAAUACCAUAGGUAUAUUUCUCGGAUAUAGUAAUGGUUCUUUUACAAGUCAAAAGACAUAUCAAACCGGUGCUUAUCCAUACGCUUUAGCUGUUAGUGAUUUUAACAACGAUGCUCGCCCAGAUAUCGUCGUCACUAAUUUUAAUGAUCACACUGUUAGUAUUCUGCUCCGUUAUGACAGAGGAGCUAUGAAAAACGAAAUUACAUUUACGCCCAGUACUGGCGCCAAUUUGAGAAGCGUCGCCGUUUCUGAUUUCAAUAACGAUAGUCUAUUGGAUAUCGUCGUUGCUAAUUAUGGUAGUAACAACCUAGGUGUCAGUCUUGGAUAUGGAAAUGGCACAUUUGAAAAUGAAAUGAUACUCUCAACAGGAUUAGAAUCUCAUCCUUACUCAAUUGCAAUUAAUGACUUCAAUAAAGAUGGUCAAGUGGAUAUUGCAGUGGUCAAUCGUGGUACUAAAAGUCUUAGUACAUUUCUGGGAAAGGGAAACGGAACAUUUGAAAGUCAAGCAAAUUAUAGCACUAGUUUCAAUUUUCCUCCAUUGGCUGUUGGUCUUGGUGAUUUCAAUAGUGAUGGGCAUUCGGAAAUUGUUGUUGCAUAUGAUGAUACUGAUAAUUUGGAUGUGUUUGUUAUAUAUGACAUCGGAGAUUUUUCUCAUCGAACGACAUAUUCAACUGACCCUUGGCCAACCUUUGUAGCUUUUGGUGAUUUUAAUAACGAUACUCGACUGGAUAUCGUUCUCACAACUAGGUUUUACAAUAAUGUAAUUAUAUAUCUCGGAUAUGGUAAUGGCUCUUUUGCAAAUCGAAUGACAUAUUUAGUUGGUAAUGAUCCAUACUCUGUAGCUGUUGGUGAUUUUAAUAACGACGCCCGAUCAGAUAUCGUCGUCAGUAAUUAUUUGGACAACACUGUAAGUGUACUUCUUGGAUAUGGCAAUGGCUCGUUUGCAACACAAAAGACAUUUUCAGCUGGCUAUUAUCCAUAUUGUGUAGCGAUUGGUGAUUUUAAUAACGACAGUCGACUGGAUAUCGUUGUCGCUAAUCUUGGUAGCGAUUUCAUAAGUUUACUUCUAGGAUAUGGCAAUGGCUCUUUUGCAAGUCAAACGAACUAUUCAACUGACUCUCGGUCAUUCUCUGUAGCUGUUGGUGAUUUUAAUAAUGACACCCGACUGGAUAUCGUGGUCGCUAAUUUUGAUAGCAAUUCCAUAAGUUUACUUCUUGGAUAUGGUAAUGGCUCUUUUGCACGACAAGUGGAGUACUCCACUGGCACUGCACCAAUAUGUGUGGCUGUCGGUGAUGUUAACAACGACAGCCGACUGGAUAUCGUCGUCACUAAUCGUGAUGACAACAGUGUAAGUGUACUUCUCGGAUAUGGUGAUGGCUCUUUUGCAAAUCAGACGACAUAUUCAACCGGUAAUACGCCACUCAGAGUAGCAAUUGGUGAUUUAAAUAAUGAUACUCGACCGGAUAUUGUUACUAAUAAUCAUCGUGACAACACUGCAAGUGUGCUUCGAGGAUAUGGCAAUGGCUUUUUUGCAAAUCAAAUGACAUAUUCAAUUGGCACUACGCCAUCCGACAUAGCUCUUGGUGAUUUGAAUAACGACGGUCGACUGGAUAUUGUCUCCCCUAAUUACAGCGGCGGAAGUUCACAUGAAUCUUUUACAUAUGAUGGACACUGUGGUAUACCGGGUUUUAGUAAUGUGGCUAAAUAUUUUGCAGCAUUAUAA
This is a messenger RNA of Rotaria sordida, 2112 nucleotides long. Lineage: Eukaryota; Metazoa; Rotifera; Eurotatoria; Philodinida; Philodinidae. The record is from the annotation of a GenBank genome assembly.